AAAUUAUGAUCAAGAUCAUCACACCUUUAAUUUACGACAAGAUUCUACAGACAACGAUGAUGAUUUAGGAGUGAACGUUGCAAGAAGAGUAAAGAAUAAUCGUAGUAGAUACAAUAAUAUUAACAACAGCAACAAUAAUAGAGCAUAUCGUCGAAGAGUGCCUAAUUUUAAUUAUUAUGAUGAUGAUGUACCACCAAGUCCAUACAUUCCAAAUCCAAAUGCAGAUUUUUCACCACCUUGUCCAAUGGUACCAGUACAAGAAAUAAUUCCUUGUAUGUCCGAAACAUUUGAAGAUAAGUUCAGACUGAGUGCACAAGCGUUUGAUGAUUUAACAAAAUUGGCAUUGGGUUUUUGGAGAGAAUGUAAAGAUGUUCCUAUUGAAUGGGCAAAUACUGAUACAUUUUUCAAAAGUGUACCUGUCGAGUUUCGUCAUUAUCGUUAUGAAUACGACCAUACAAAUGAAGAAGAUGAUUCAUGGAAACCACCAACAUGGGGUGAUUGGAGUAGCAUUGAACAAGCGAACAAAUCAAAACCUGCAAACGUCAAGAAAAAAAGUAUUAAGCGUCAAAUUUAA
Entrophospora sp. SA101 is the source of this 574-nucleotide messenger RNA. Lineage: Eukaryota; Fungi; Glomeromycota; Glomeromycetes; Entrophosporales; Entrophosporaceae. The record is from the annotation of a GenBank genome assembly.